AUGGCAAAUGCCUCCACUAUUUUCGACAUUGCAGCAGAACUUGACAGACUGAACAGUGACAUGCUAAAGUUCAGCCUUUCCAUACUCCCUUGCCUCUUUUUCAUCUACAUCAACUGCGUCAUGCUGGUCACCCUCAUGAAAAAGGCAGCCUUCCGAGGAGUGUCUCGCUACAUUCUGUUCGGCCAUAUGCUCAUCACCGACUCCAUACAACUGCUGUGGAGCAUGCUUUCCUAUGUAAUUGCUGUGGUCAAGGUGUACAUGAGCAACGGCACGUGCGCUAUACUUCUGACAGUGGCGAAUAUAACCACCCGCAUAUCCCCACUCAACCUGGCAGUGAUGGCGCUGGAGAGGUAUUCUGCCAUCUGCUUCCCUCUGAGACAUGCCGAGAUCGCCACCAAUACGAGGACUGGCAUCGCCAUUGGUGUGAUAUGGGUCCUGGGCUCUCUGAAUGCUCUGAUUGAAUUUUUCCUCUUUCUAAGUAUAGGGCCUCCUUUUGCUGUGACACAGGUUUAUUGUAUACGAGGGAAACUGUUUGAGAUAAAACUAUAUUUAGAUAUCAACAGAGUAUUCACAGCUGUCUACUUGUUGUCAGUGGGGCUCAUUAUCAUAUACACCUAUGCUGCAAUAAUGGUAGAGGCCAGAUCUGUCUCCUCCGAUAAAGUUAAGGCCACAAAGGCCCGAAACACAGUGCUGCUACAUUUCAUCCAGUUGGGCUUGUGCCUCACCACCUUUCUAAUUGGUGUUUUAAACGUGCUGGCAUCACGUCUGGAGGGCCGUGCAGUUGCAGAGGUAAAGUAUGUCAUAUUCAUGGUCUUUGUCAUUCUCCCCAGAUGUCUGAGUCCCCUGAUAUACGGGCUGAGGGAUGAGAGCUUCAGACCUGCAUUUGUCUAUUAUUUUACUUUUGGCCUCAAAAAGAAAAUCAAGCCUGCAGUUACCUAG
Messenger RNA from Megalops cyprinoides (Indo-Pacific tarpon), 939 nucleotides. RefSeq names its product odorant receptor 131-2-like. NCBI's taxonomy places the organism in Eukaryota, Metazoa, Chordata, Actinopteri, Elopiformes, Megalopidae. Bases 1 to 939 code for a protein of 312 amino acids. The record is from RefSeq and is a predicted model, not a curated record. Gene Ontology annotation, molecular function: G protein-coupled receptor activity. Gene Ontology annotation, biological process: G protein-coupled receptor signaling pathway. The transcript has a single exon. Gene Ontology annotation, cellular component: membrane.